Molecule: messenger RNA, 930 nt
Organism: Solanum tuberosum (potato)
Lineage: Eukaryota; Viridiplantae; Streptophyta; Magnoliopsida; Solanales; Solanaceae
Product: casparian strip membrane protein 2-like
Exons: 3
Coding region: 148-783 (211 amino acids)
Source: RefSeq, a predicted model, not a curated record
GCAAAUAACAGUAACUUAUAUAAUCUUACAUACAUACAUCCCCCUUAUUUACACAUAUUUCUUUUGUAACGUAAAAAAGUUGUUAUUACUUGAUCUGUUAAAGAGCCUCUCUCAAAUACAAUCCUCUACAAGCAUAUAGUACUAAUUAUGGAUUCAAAAUCUACUAGCUAUGAAACAGCAAUUAACAUGUCUGAAACAGAGUCCAUCAAGCAAAAAUCUUCUUCUGCAGCACCAAUUAUAGCUACCACAAAGACCAUUUCACAUAAUCAGAAAGGAGGAUGGCGAAGAGGAGUUAGCAUUUUCGACUUUAUUUUGCGACUUUGUGCCCUUGUCACUACUCUCGCUGCAGCAACUACUAUGGGAACUACUGAAGAAACUCUUCCUCUUUUCACUCAGUUCUUUCAGUUCCAAGCUAGCUAUGAUGAUCUCCCCGCUUUCUCGUAUUUUGUGGUGGCAAAUGCUAUUGCAAGUGCAUACGUUGUUCUGUCUCUGCCUUUCUCCAUUGUUUGCAUUGUUCGACCUCAUCUAGUUGGAGCCAAACUUGUGCUUUUAAUUCUUGAUACGGUAAUGGUGGCAUUUACUACAGCCGCAGCAUCUGCGGCUGCUGCCAUAGUGUACUUAGCACAUAACGGCAACUCCACCACACAAUGGGUGGCGAUAUGCCAACAGUUUGGAGAUUUCUGCCAGCGAGUGAGCGGUGCAGUGGUGGCGUCCUUUAUUGCAGCAUUCAUUUUCAUCAUCCUUGUUGUUUUCUCUGCUGUGACUCUACGAAGGCAUAAUUAGGACAUUUGCUGAAUUGGUGUUGUUGUGCUUAGCUUUCCUUAAAAUUUGGAUUUGGUGUCUUUCAUUUUGAUUUUGUUGUAAUUUAAUUGCAUGCAUCUCUAUUGUUUUUGAGUUUUUGGACAUCAAUUUGCUUAUUCACUUCUCUAA